Messenger RNA from Brienomyrus brachyistius, 1692 nucleotides. Its product is annotated as dual specificity protein phosphatase 26-like. Bases 433 to 1005 code for a protein of 190 amino acids. The record is from RefSeq and is a predicted model, not a curated record. The transcript is spliced from 5 exons. Gene Ontology annotation, molecular function: MAP kinase phosphatase activity; protein tyrosine/serine/threonine phosphatase activity. NCBI's taxonomy places the organism in Eukaryota, Metazoa, Chordata, Actinopteri, Osteoglossiformes, Mormyridae. Gene Ontology annotation, cellular component: cytoplasm. Gene Ontology annotation, biological process: negative regulation of MAPK cascade; protein dephosphorylation.
UAGGAAACAAUAGUAUAAGGUUAACUGUGAGACAAUUACACCAAAAGAGAUAGGAACACAUCCAUUUUGGUAGCACCAAAGCACUUUUUCUCACACUCGUCUAUAUAUAAAUAUUUUGUUGAUAUCCUGUCACCUUUCAAAGUUUUACGAAAACACUAAACUAUGAAAGCUUAUCUGCGCCAGAGAGGCAAUCUGAAGAUGGAAGGAUUGAUGGACGUUAUUGGCUAAAUAUUUAAUUAGCCCUACCUUACUCAAAACAGGGUAUCACCGCAUUAAACUUACACGGUUGGCAUGAUGUAUAUAAGCACCACCUAUCAUGGGCAGUGCCUCAAAUAACCAGGAUGGUGAAGUGUAGCCUGCCAGAACUUUUUUCCCUCUGAUCUUGGAUGCCAGCAGAAGAUGCACCACUAAGAGUCUUGUCCCUUUAAUCCAAUGGCUUACGAGUCAAGUUAUGCGAAAUCUCUGACCAUGAGAGAGUCAGUCAGAAGCUCACCUCCGCUUAGCGUUUCGGAGCUUCAGCAGCUUCUGGUUACGGGAAAAAGCAUCCUCAACCACGCGGACGAAGUCUGGCCCAGCCUGUACAUCGGAGAUCAGGACAUACCAGCAUAUCGGAGCAAGCUGGAGAAGCUGCGUAUCACCCACAUCCUGAACUGUGCGCACAGCGAGGACCACAAUAAUGCCGAUUAUUAUAAGACUAUAGGCAUCACCUACCUGGGCAUCGAAGCACAUGACUCACCCACCUUCGACAUGAGUGUCUACUUCACCCCUGCGACCGACUUCAUUCACCAGGCCCUUAGUGGAGGAGGGAGAAUCCUGGUGCAUUGUGCAUUUGGAGUUAGUUGCUCGGCCACUCUGGUCCUGGCUUAUCUGAUGAUCCAGGAGCACAUGACACUGGUGGACGCCAUCAAUACGGUGAAAAGCCGGCGCGGCAUCAUCCCCAACCGCGGCUUCCUGCGGCAGCUCACCGUGCUGGACACCAACCUCCGCUACGGCCGUAGAAUCUAAGGGCAGACUGGACGAAAGAAAUGCAGCACGUUAUUCCUCAAAACGUAAUCUUGAGGUUAGUUUCUAAUGCACAUGCCCUGCAUACCGAUGCUGAGUUGUCAACUUUGGUCAGCUGGCUGUCAUGAGAUUUUCAUUUCGAGUCUGCGCACUCAUUUACGUGUGUGUCUUAUUACCUUGCAAAUAGUCUGUACUGUUCGCAAACUACCCCAGGGCUUUUGAUGUAGCUAAUUUUAGGUUUAUAAGGGAAUAAUGCAAAUUUGCCGUAAAAUUUCUUGCGUGAGCGUGAGUAAGCUAUGUGAGAGUUGUGUGCAGUUUUCUAUUCCGGUUUCAAAUUGUGCAGAUGCAGUUUUAGCCAGUUUAAACACAAAGUAUGUAAGAAGUACAUAGGAAUUCGAAAAGUAAGGGGGAAAAAAAUCAUUGUCUUACUUUUAAUUUUGGCUAGUCUGAUAUGUUGCACUUUUGUGACAUGCUGGGUGUUAAAUUCUUGAGUAAUACAUAUUUAUUUCCCCUGAGAUCAUUUUUAAAAGCUAUAGGCCUGCCAUUUAUCAAUGAAUUAUAUUCCAUUUAUUUAUGAGAUUGUAUUAUGAGUAGUGCAGAUUUUAUAUAAGCUAGUUCACUUACUGUUCGCCCAGAAUGAAUUCUUUGUGAACACUGUAUUACCAACAUUUAAAAAUGUUUUUGAAAUCA